GGAUGAGCGGACCUUAAGAUACUAAGUAUGCGUAUUUUUGCUCAGUUAAAAUCCCCUCUAUGGUUGUAAUAUCGAAAAGCACCACCCGUUAAAUGCCUUACAUUUUAUUCUAGAUGAACAUGACUCCCAAACGCGUAUGUCGCCAAGCCGUGAAAACGUUCAAACSCAAAGGACGCCAGCAGUUUUCUUACCUUUCGACAUAGAAGGUCUCCUCAGUUGUGUGAUUGCACUAGCAACUGUACGGUUAAUAGCACAAUACUGUAUUGUGGUCGUAAGUAGGCGCAGUUUGUUCAGUUGGUGGGUUUGUUUCUAAUUGGUUUAAAACCCUAUUCUUAGGAACACAACGCAUAAACUUGUCAACUUAAACAAAAGCUAUACUUAACAAUAAAUGUUCCAUGUAUAGAAUUAUGACUGGUUUUGAACAAAGUCACAUGUUACCUAAUUCUUUUCAUCCGAAAUAACCAUCAGCUUUCAGGCUGUGUAACAACUAACAAUUUAUUGCAAUUAUGUUAUCACCCCUCACGACUAGACAGGAGUCUGAGGAGUGAAGCCUGCCAGACCUGCCAUACAGAAAAGUUACUCGGGGCACAUCAUGAAUAGCCUUUACGAACGGCACAGUAUACACCUAUCACUUUAUCCUUUUUUGGGGGUGGUGGGAGGGGUAUCUACGUACAUUGUUCAUUUAUGAGAAACCGUAGUUCAGGUAGUUAAAUUAUUAAGUUAUUUGUCAAACAAGAGAUUUAACAACCGACUGAAAAGCUGUCCUGGGAUGGCGAGUUAUCGGCUAGCUAACGACUUUACAAGGGAAAAGUUAACCCGGACAGAAGGGUUACCCUAUCAAACAGACACGUUAACCCUAGCACUAGGGUAACACGGGCAAGCUCGUAAAAGCGUUAAAAUAUAUUACAAGAGAAAAUGUAUAGAAGCUAGGGAAGCCUUACCUCCUUGUAAAGAAGUCCUUAGACCGGACACGAGCCAAAAAUGUGAUUUUUGACUUUUGUUAUUCAUUGCAAAUAAAGUCGUUAUAAUGAACCCUAUCAGUUUCAAUAACUUCUGCGAUAAAUGGGUCAAAAAUGUUUGGGUCAUUUGAUUUGGGCUUCCUGUGGUUUAGGCGGCCAUCAUAAGUGCCUUUGUGCUGAACAAACUGGAGUGAAGCAGCGAUGAAGAUAUUAACUGUUUUAACAUGUUGGAGUGCUAGGUGCCCACCAAUACGAGGAAUUAGUCGUAAGGCAGUAGGAAGAACCUUUGAAUUACUUACUGUUAACGCUCUGCAAAAGUACUCUUUCGAGGUUUUGUUAUGCGGUGGGUCUAGAGAUCGAGGUAUUGAUUUUCGCGGUGCCUGGAAGCUAAAUUCACGUACCAUCAAUGUCCUUGGCCAAUGUAAAUGUUAUAAGAGAAGACUUGGACCUGUACAUGUCCGAGAACUUGAAGGAGCUAUUAGUCAUGAACACGAAGCAACUCUUACCCUCCUUGUAACAAACACUGGUUUUACAAAGGAUGCUUAUGAACAUUUUAUGAGUUCCACUUAUCCAUUAGCAUUGACAGUACUGGACACAACGAUUCUACAUCAAUGUGAUGAAGAAACACUURGCCAAACACAAGCCUUAGACACAACACAUUUCCACAAAAACAGUCUUUCUUUAAAUAACUUAGAUGAUAAAAAUGCAAAUGUCUGUAGUCAAGAGAAACCAAAAAAUGAUUGUAUAAAAAUAACCCAGACUGAUCAGUAUAUGAAGCAAUCAUUGCAAGUUGAGCGAGUUUACAAGGAACUUAUUUCAUCACCGCAAGACCAUCAUUAUAAUGUUGAUUUGAGUCAAAGUUCCUACAAUAACCAUGAUUGUGAUAGACUACCAUUACAUAGAGGAAAUAUAUCAUUAUUUGAACUGAAUAUUACUGCAAGGCAACUUCUGCCAGAAAUUGUGAUUGGUAGAUCACUAAAGAAGUCAUGUCAUCCAAUGCUUUUGUUGCAUGAAGACAGUACAAAAAAAUAAUAAAUUUGAAGUUCCAAAUUCCAUGGCAUUAACGUUUUAUUGAUAUAGCAUUUCUGUGAUAUGAAAAAAUAUGAAAGGGCAAAAAAAAUGUAAAUGUUGUUAUCAAAUACUUAUUAUGUUUAUUGCAAACAUCCUAGUUGUAUUAUGAAGACAUUUUUCACCUUCAUAAGCAUAUAGAUCUGAGGCUGUGCUUACAUAUGUUUAGGGGUCCAGUUCACAUGCGUCUGAGCUAUCAGAACAAAAUUAUAUUUAUAUGCCUAGCCAUGCAAAUUUUGGAUCUGUGUAAACAAAGGUUCCAUAUGAACAGUAUGUUUGUCUGGUGCUGAGUAGACACAGCCUCAGGAGUAAACAUCUGACAGAGAUGAAUAACACAACAUCAACAUUUYGUGGUUUGGUUUAUUUGUAAUGAAUGAUAUAAUCAGAAAUAAGGUGACAGAGAAUAAAUAUAUGUUCAAGCAGUA
Messenger RNA from Actinia tenebrosa (Australian red waratah sea anemone), 2452 nucleotides. RefSeq lists its product as uncharacterized. Gene Ontology annotation, cellular component: mitochondrion. Gene Ontology annotation, biological process: DNA restriction-modification system. Lineage: Eukaryota; Metazoa; Cnidaria; Anthozoa; Actiniaria; Actiniidae. The record is from RefSeq and is a predicted model, not a curated record. Gene Ontology annotation, molecular function: DNA binding; endonuclease activity.